Messenger RNA from Salvelinus sp. IW2-2015, 793 nucleotides. The record is from RefSeq and is a predicted model, not a curated record. NCBI's taxonomy places the organism in Eukaryota, Metazoa, Chordata, Actinopteri, Salmoniformes, Salmonidae.
AUGCUUGCGCCACACCUCCCUGCCAUCCACUACCUGCUGGUCUCUGCCCACGACCUGCCUGCCCACUACCCUGCCUGCUCUGCCCCACUCACCACCUCCCUGCCCCACUACUGCCUGCUGCUGCCCCACCACUGCCUGCCCCACUACCUGGACCUUUGCCCACAUAAUCCUUGGCCUGCUCUGCCGCCACCAACAAACUUGCCUGCCCCACUGACCUGUCGUGCCCCACUACCUGCUGACCAUACCAUCCUGCCUCGCCCCUACCUACCUGUUGUCUUCACUACCUGCCUUCGCCUCCCACUACUGCUGCAUCCCUACCCUUACCCCUCGACCCAUUACCUUGCACUGCUCCACUACUUCUUGUCCUACAACCGGCCUGCACCCACUACCCUGCCUGCCCCACUACCGUCUUGUUCCUACUACCUGCCUGGCCCCACUACCUCCCUGACCCAUUAUCUGCCUGCCCACUACCUUCCUUUGUCCUACACCUCCAACCUCCUGCCAACUAUCUGCUCGCACCCACGGACUCCUUUGCCCCACUACCUGCUUGCCUCUGCCCCACCACCUUUGCCUCACCUACUGCCUGCUCUGCCCCACCACCUGCCUGCGCCCACUACCUGCCUGCUCUCCCACCACCUCCCUUGCCGACUACCUCUGCCUGCCCCCACUGCUUUUCCUUGUCCCCACUACCGCAGUGGCACCACUACCUCCACUGAACCCAUUGCCUUGACCUUGCCCCACUACCUUCCUUGUCCUGAUACCUGCUUGCACCCCACUACCUGCAUGCUUCCAC